AUGUCUAGCCCAAAGCUCAAUGCAGAAUGGCUCGAGCUUGAGAAGCGCCUUGGAUCGCGUCCUGUCUUGAAAGGGAACCCUCAGGAAAUGAUUCGCCAAUUUGAUGGACUUAUGGCCCUGUUGGCAUCUUCCGGACAGAAAGCUAAUGCUUCGGUUGUGACGAAGGAUAUCUUGAUCGAAGGGAUCAAGUGCCGAAUCUAUACGCCAGGCGCAAUCAAGUCUGGAUGUCCUCUUCCACUUGGGGUUUAUACCCAUGGCGGAGGAUUCAUAUGUGGUGAUCUUGAGUCCGAAGAUGCACUUUGUCGAGCGAUAUCCGAGGCUGCUCCAUGCGUUGUUGUCAGUGUGGAUUAUCGACUAGGUCCUCGGUAUAAACUACCAGUCAUGUUACAAGAUGCUUUGGCGGUUUAUCGUUGGGCUUGGGAUAAUGCUUCUCAGCUAGGCGGCGAUCAGUCAAAAUUUUUCACUGUUGGUGGAAGCGCUGGGGGAGCUCUGGCAUUGUCCAUUGCCAAUCAUUAUGCGCAGCACCCAGAUGGACGCCGAUACAUCCAUGGAGUGGCAGUAAUGGCUCCGGUGACUUUGCACUGGGACAACUGUCCAGAAGAGUAUAGAGAAGACUACAGGUCCUACGAAGAGAAUGCAGAACACGUGCCGAUUAUCGACAGAGCCUCAAUGCAAACUUUCUUCGAAGCUGUGAAUGCGUCUCCCAGCGACUCGAGCAUUUUCACGGCUCUGUCCGCCCAUCAUCGAGACUUUCCACCAACGUUUAUCUGUACUUGCGGUACAGACCCACUCCGUGAUGAUGGUAGAGUUAUGAGAAAGGCCCUUGCCAAGGCAGGUGUCCGCACAAAGUUUGUGGAAUACCCAGAUCUACCACAUUACUUUUGGAUGUUCCAGGAGUUGAAUAUUAGCAAGGAAUUUGUCAUCGAUCUCGUUGGAGGGGUCAAAUGGGUGAUUUCUGAGAUGGAGUAG
Messenger RNA from Penicillium canariense, 969 nucleotides. RefSeq names its product alpha/beta hydrolase. Lineage: Eukaryota; Fungi; Ascomycota; Eurotiomycetes; Eurotiales; Aspergillaceae. The record is from RefSeq and is a predicted model, not a curated record. The transcript has 5 exons. Gene Ontology annotation, molecular function: hydrolase activity. Bases 1 to 969 code for a protein of 322 amino acids.